Messenger RNA from Cadophora gregata, 1410 nucleotides. RefSeq lists its product as uncharacterized. The record is from RefSeq and is a predicted model, not a curated record. The coding region runs from base 75 to 1328 and encodes 417 amino acids. The transcript is spliced from 5 exons. NCBI's taxonomy places the organism in Eukaryota, Fungi, Ascomycota, Leotiomycetes, Helotiales, Ploettnerulaceae.
UGGGGAAGGGCAAGCGUGGAAAGAGAAAGCGGGCGGAUGGUACGAUACGAGGUCAAGCUUUUGCAGAUGGGUCAAUGCCAGCCGCGAGAACACCACGUAACGCAUUUUGCGCCCCUGAUCCCGACUACGUCAAGCCCUCGAAGCGGCAGAGAAAGACCCAGAAUGAGAUGCGACGGAGUGAGGAACAAAUUGCUGCACGAGAAACACUACGACAUAAUCCCUUGGACCCGGCUGCUAUGAGGAUAUUUCAAAAACAGAAUAUAUAUCACAACAAGACCUCGUUGGUUGGUGCUGGAGCUGUAGCUCCUGGGGAGGCCCGGUUGCCCGCCUCCGUGGUGGAUCCGUUGGACUCCUCAGGAGUAAGAACUCCUGACGUGGAGACAGAAGACUUCGCUAUGGACAUGGAGGACACUUCUAUGGAGUAUCCUCUCCCAGAUGGUAUGGAACUUGGGGAUGAAUCCGACGGAUUUUCAGCCUACAAUGAGAUGAGUAUUGCCAGUUCUGACGAUGAACCCGAACCCAUUCAGGUCAAUAUCACUGGUCAGCCUGCCAUUUCAACCUCGAGUAUCACAUCUCCUUCUACAAUGCUUACGAUCUCUCAAGACGUCACGUCAGCGUGGAGUCUCGCUUCUUCUCAACAUAGUUUUAUACCAGAUAUUGUCCGUGCGGCUCGUCCUUUAUCUUGGUGGUGCAAGCCACGUACUUACAUAUCCUGCGACUUCGAGACAUCCAGGAACGGAAAAAUCUCCCAGGUCGGUUUUGCCUCUGUCUAUAUUUCACAAGAAAUCUUGGAUCGUUUACAUCGAGGAGCUUUCUUACCUAUGGAAACCGACUACUACCAUUUGAUGACCAGGGAUCAGCUCUUUGAGAAGCCAGCGCAUUGGGAUAAGCAGUGGAAGUAUCGAAAUGACAGACGGAACUUGUUUGGCAAUGGUACAUCAAAAGUUAUUCCUGACGAGGAGUUGAAUGAGUACAUGAGACAAGAAAUUUGUUUCUGGUCACUUGGUCGAAAUCAAGAUGAUGUCUGCUUGGUCCUUCAUGAUGCACGAGCAGAGCCAUUAAGUUGCCAAAAGCACAACAUCACCGCUCUUGAUGACUUCUGCGGAUUUGUUGAUACAGCUCGACCUGGUUACGGCUACUUCAGAACCCUCGAUACACAAUCUAUCUUUGCUGGUCAUCCUUGUGUCUGUCGACGUCAGCCAAGUUUAGAAUUCCUGGUGGACACACUAUUGAAGGUAGAUCCAAGGCAUUGUCAUAAUGCAUUGAACGACGCUGCAUUUACGCUGUGGUUAUUAUGCCUGUAUAUUCACGAGCAGUUUCAACAGUAGAUAGCUGAUGGAUAAUCGCCCACUAGACCGCUUUUCAGUGGAUGUGUGGCAUUAUAUCUAUAAGCUUUCAAGAAUCAAUCAG